CAGAUCCCAUCUAUACCCCAUGGUUCUUGAAGCGUCCCCAGCAUCCUCUACGGAAUAAGAGAAAAGGAAUUACCGCAGGACUACACCAUAGUGAAGAAGACAUCUGGUGACCGUGAGACCCCCAGCAACAAUCCUCGUGUUGCAGGUGGACUAAGCAGGACCUAGAGCCCCAUCACGGUGCCUCCACCUCACUCACUGACACACUGAUACAUAAGAGACACAAUGACCAGAAGAUACUGGAACUCACCAACAAGAUCAUUCAGCUGCUGACUGGAGAGGAGGAGGAGUAUGUAGAGGAACACAGGGGUCUGUACAAGGACGUGAUGAUGGAGAAUCACCGGACCCUCACAUUACUGGAUGUGCCCAGUAACAGAGAUACCCCCAAAGAGAUGUCCCCGUCCUCUGUAUUCCCAGGAUUGUACAGAGGAGAAUCACAGGAUCCCACAGGAGGAUCAGGUAGAACGUCUGUCUGAUAUUAAAACAGAAGAUACAGAGGGAGAAGAAGAGACGUAUAUGACUGAUAUAAUGGCAGAAGAUAUAGAGGGAGAAGAAGAGACGUAUGUGACUGAUAUAAAGGCAGAAGAUACAGAGGGAGAAGAAAAGACGUAUGUGACUGAUAUAAAGGCAGAAGAUAUAGAGGGAGAAGAAGAGACGUAUGUGACUGAUAUAAAGGCAGAAGAUAUAGAGGGAGAAGAAGAGACGUAUGUGACUGAUAUAAAGGCAGAAGAUAUAGAGGGAGAAGAAGAGACGUAUGUGACUGAUAUAAAGGCAGAGGAUAUAGAGGGAGAAGAAGAGACGUAUGUGACUGAUAUAAAGGCAGAAGAUAUAGAGGGAGAAGAAGAGAUGUAUGUGACUGAUAUGAAGGCAGAAGAUAUAGAGGGAGAAGAAGAGACGUAUGUGACUGAUAUAAAGGCAGAAGAUAUAGAGGGAGAAGAAGAGAUGUAUGUGAGGGGUGAUCAGCAGUGUAAGGAGGAGGAAAUCCCUACAGAUAUCAGCACAGCAGGUGGACACACAAGCAGGAAUAUCUCAGAAGGACAUCUAAUGUUAUCCCCGGAUUGUGACAUAAAAGAUAAUGACAGUAGACAGAAUUCUCCAGGAGAUAAUCCCAUUACCCCAAUUAUACAUCCAGCUCUAUCAGCUGGUCCACCUGAUCCUGGGAAAUGUUCUCCUGAUCACUCUGAUAUUGGUGCAUCUGUUACAGCUCUGAGAGUAGAUACAGUGUUUCCCUGUUCUAUAGAUGCCAAAUGUUUUACACAGAACACAAAGCCUAUUACCCAUCAGCCAGCUAAAGCAGCUGAGAUGCCAUUUCCAUGCUCUGAGUGUGGGAAAUGUUUUACAUACAAAUCAGCUGUUGUUAUACAUCAGAGAAGACACACAGGUGAGAGGCCAUUUUCUUGCUCUGUGUGCGGGAAAUGUUUUACCCGGAACUCACAACUUGUUACACAUCAGCGAAGUCACACAGGUGAGAAUCCAUUUCCAUGUUCUGAGUGCGGGAACUGUUUUACAUACAAAUCACUUCUAAUACAUAAGAGAAUACAUACAAGUGAGAAACCAUAUUCCUGUUCUGAGUGUUGGAAAUGUUUUACAUACAAAUCAACUCUUGAUGCACAUAAGAGAAGUCACACAGGUACAUCACCAUUUCCAUGUUCUAAGUGUGGGAAACAUUUUGCACAGAAAUCACAACUUGCUAGACAUCAGAGAAGUCACACAGGUGAGAGGCCAUUUCCAUGUUCUGACUGUGGAAAAUGUUUUAUCUGGAAAUCACAACUUGUUAGACAUCAGCUAAGUCACACAGGUGAGAAGCCAUUUCCAUGUUCUGAGUGUGGGAAAUGUUUUGCCCGGAAAUCACAACUUGUUAGACAUCAGCUAAGUCACACAGGUGAGAGGCCAUUUUCUUGCUCUGAGUGUGGGAAAUGUUUUACACAGAAAUCAUAUCUUGUUAUACAUCACAGAAGUCACACAGGUGAGAAGCCAUUUCCAUGUUCUGAGUGUGGGAAAUGUUUUGCAGACAAAAUAGAGCUUGUUAGACAUCAGAGAAGUCACACAGGUGAGAAGCCAUUUUCUUGCUCUGAGUGUGAGAAAUGUUUUUCACGGAAAUCACAACUUGUUAGACAUCAACUAAGUCACACAGGUGAGAGGCCAUUUCCAUGUUCUGAGUGUGGGAAAUGUUUUGACCGGAAAUCAGAUCUUGUUAAACAUCAGAGAAGUCACACAGGUGAGAAGCCAUUUUCUUGCUCUGAGUGUGGGAAAUGUUUUACACAGAAAUCACAUCUUGUUAUACAUCAGAGAAGUCACACAGGUGAGAAGCCAUUUCCAUGUUCUGAGUGUGGGAAAUGUUUUGCAGACAAACCAGAUCUUGUUAGACAUCAGAGAAGUCACACAGGUGAGAAGCCAUUUUCUUGCUCUGAGUGUGGGAAAUGUUUUGCCCGGAAAUCACAACUUGUUAGACAUCAGCUAAGUCACACAGGUGAGAAACCAUUUCUAUGUUCUGAGUGUGGGAAAUGUUUUGCACACAAAUCAGAUCUUGUUAUACAUCACAGAAGUCACACAGGUGAGAAGCCAUUUCCAUGUUCUGAGUGUGGGAAAUGUUUUAGACAGAAAUCACAUCUUGUUACACACCAGAGAAGUCACAUAGGUGAGAAGCCAUUUCGUCUGUCUGAUAUUAAAACAGAUGAAAUAGAGGGAGAAGAGGAAAUGUAUGUGACUGAUAUAAAGGCAGAAUAUAUAGAGGGAGAAGAAGAGACGUAUGUGACUGAUAUAAAGGCAGAAGAUAUAGAGGGAGAAGAAGAGACGUAUGUGACUGAUAUAAAGGCAGAAGAUAUAGAGGGAGAAGAAGAGACGCAUGUGACUGAUAUAAAGGCAGACGAUAUAGAGGGAGAAGAAGAGACGUAUGUGACUGAUAUAAAGGCAGAAGAUAUAGAGGGAGAAGAAGAGACGUAUGUGACUGAUAUAAAGGCAGAAGAUAUAGAGGGAGAAGAAGAGACGUAUGUGAGGGGUGAUCAGCAGUGUAAGGAGGAGGAGAUCCCUACAGAUAUCAGCACAGCAGAUGGACACACAAGCAGGAAUAUCUCAGAAGGACAUCUAAUGUUAUCCCCGGAUUGUGACAUAAAAGAUAAUGACCGAAGACAGGAUUCUCCAGGAGAUAACCCCAUUACCCCAAUUAUACAUCCAGCUCUAUCAGCUGAUCCCUCUGAUCCUGGGAAAUGUUCUCCUGAUCACUCUGAUAUUGGUGUAUCUGUUACAGCACUGCCAGUAGAUACAGUGUUUCCGUGUUCUAUAGAUGCCAAAUGUUUUACACAGAACACAAAGCUUAUUACCCAACAGCCAGCUAAGGCAGGGGAGAGGCCAUUUCAAUGUUCUGAGUGUGGGAAAUGUUUUACAUACAAAUCAGCUCUUGUUACACAUCAGAGAACACACACAGGUGAGAAGCCAUUUCCAUGUUCUGACUGUGGAAAAUGUUUUGCAUGGAAAUCACAACUUGUUACACAUCAGCAAAGUCACACAGGUGAGAAACCAUUUCCAUGUUCUGAGUGUGGGAAAUGUUUUACAUGGAAAUCACAACUUGUUACACAUCAGCAAAGUCACACAGGUGAGAAACCAUUUCCAUGUUCUGAGUGUGGGAAAUGUUUUACAUGGAAAUCACAACUUGUUACACAUCAGCAAAGUCACACAGGUGAGAAGCCAUUUCCAUGCUCUGAGUGUGGGAAGGGUUUUGUACAGAAAUCAGAUCUUGUUAAACAUCAGAGAAGUCACACAGGUGAGAAGCCUUUUUCUUGCUCUGAGUGUGGGAAAUGUUUUACACGGAAAUCACAACUUGUUACACAUCAGCAAAGUCACACAGGUGAGAAUCCAUUUCCAUGCUCUGAGUGUGGGAAAGGUAUUGCACAGAAAUCAGAUCUUGUUAAACAUCAGCGAAGUCACACAGGUGAGAAUCCAUUUCCAUGCUCUGAGUGUGGGAAAGGUUUUGCACACACAUCAGCUCUGCUUAUACAUCACAGAAGUCACACUGGUGAGAAGCCAUUUCCAUGUUCUGAGUGUGGGAAAUGCUUUGCACAAAAAUCAGAUCUUGUUAAACAUCAGAGAAGUCACACAGGUGAGAAGCCUUUUUCUUGCUCUGAGUGUGGGAAAUGUUUUACACGGAAAUCACAACUUGUUAUACAUCAGAGAAGUCACACAGAUGAGAAUCCAUUUACAUUCCCUGAAUGUGGGAAAUGUUUUGUACACAAAUCAGAUCUUAUUAGUCACAACAGAAGUCACACAGGUGAGAGUCCAAUUACUUGCUCUGAGUGUGGGAAAUGUUUUACAUGGAAAUCACAACUUGUUAUACAUCAGAGAAGUCACACAGGUGAGAAGCCAUUUCCAUGUUCUGAGUGUGGGAAAUGUUUUGCAUACAAAUCAGAUCUUGUUAAACAUCAGAGAAGUCACACAGGUGCAAAGCCAUUUUCUUGCUCUGAGUGUGGGAAAUGUUUUACACAGAAAUUACAUCUUGUUAGACAUCAGAGAAGUCACACAGGUGAGAAUCCAUUUCCAUGCUCUGAGUGUGGGAAAUGUUUUUCACACAAAUCAGCUCUUGUUACACAUCACAGAAGUCACACAGGUGAGAAGCCUUUUUCUUGCUCAGAGUGUGGGAAAUGUUUUACACGGAAAUCACAACUUGUUAUACAUCACAGAAGUCACACAGGUGAGAAGCCAUUUCCAUGUUCUGAGUGUGGGAAAUGUUUUGCACAAAAAUCAGAUCUUGUUAAACAUCAGAGAAUUCACACAGGUGAGAAGCCAUUUCCAUGUUCUGAGUGUGGGAAAUGUUUUACACGGAAAUCACAACUUGUUACACAUCAGAGAAGUCACACAGGUGAGAGGCCAUUUCCAUGUUCUGAGUGUGGGAAAUGUUUUGCACACACAUCAGAUCUUGUUAGACAUCAGAGAAGUCACACAGGUGAGAAGCCAUUUUCUUGCUCUGAGUGUGGGAAAUGUUUUAUCCAGAAAUCACAUCUUGUUCUACAUCACAGAAGUCACACAGGUGAGAAGCCAUAUCCAUGUUCUGAGUGUGGGAAAUGUUUUGCGCACACAUCAGAUCUUGUUAUACAUAAGAGAAGUCACACAGGUGAGAGGCCGUUUUCUUGCUCUGAGUGUGGGAAAUGUUUUAUACAGAAAUCACAUCUUGUUAUACAUCAAAGAAGUCACACAGGUGAGAAGCCAUUUCCAUGUUAUGAGUGUGGGAAAUGUUUUAUAUACAAAUCACAUCUUGUUAUACAUCAGAAAAUUCAUACAGGUGAGAAACCAUUUCCAUGUUCUGAGUGUGGGAAAGGUUUUACAAACAAAUCGCAUCUUGUUAGACAUCAGAGAAGUCAUACAGGUGAGAAGCCAUUUCCAUGUUCUGAGUGUGGGAAAUGUUUUGCAUUGAAAUCAAAUCUUGUUACACAUCAGCAAAGUCACACAGGUGAGAAGCCAUUUCCAUGUUCUGAGUGUGGGAAAUGUUUUGCACAAAAAUCAGAUCUUGUUAUACAUAAGCGAAGUCACAGGUGAGAAGCCAUUUCCAUGUUUUGAGUGUGGGAAAUGUAUUGCACACAAAUCAGAUCUCAUUAAACAUGAGAGAAGUCACAGGUGAGAAGCCGUUUUCUUGCUCUGAGUGUGGAAAAUAUUUUACAUGGAAAUUAAAGCUUUUUACAUAUCGGAGAACUCACACAGGUGAGAGGCCAUUUUAUUGCUAUGAGUGCAAAAUGUUUUACACGGAAAUCACAACGUGUUACACAUCAGCGAAGUCACACAGGUGAGAAGCCAUUUACACUCUGAGAAAUAAAUCAGCACAAUAGACAA
Molecule: messenger RNA, 5814 nt
Organism: Pseudophryne corroboree (corroboree frog)
Lineage: Eukaryota; Metazoa; Chordata; Amphibia; Anura; Myobatrachidae
Product: zinc finger protein 208-like
Exons: 10
Coding region: 358-5523 (1721 amino acids)
Biological process (GO): regulation of gene expression
Cellular component (GO): nucleus
Source: RefSeq, a predicted model, not a curated record